UCUCAACACAAGUGUAGCAGUAACCAAAAAGUACUCACACCACCACAACCACCUUCAUCCCUUCGCUUCAAAGUGCUUUAAUUAACCUCACCUACAAUUUCACGCUGCCUCCCAUUUUUAUACCCUCCAUGCAUUCUUCACUUAUUGAUCAUCUCCUCCAACAACCCUUUCUCUCUCUCCCAAAAAUGGUGACACUUUCUUUCUAUGAUCGCCUUACCUUCACUGCCUUGGCCCUCUUCAUAGCAGGCCUGAUUUUCUUCCUCACUCGCAGAACCAAAUCCAAGAACUUGAACCUUCCCCCAGGACCCCCCGGAUGGCCUAUUGUGGGGAACCUUUUUCAAGUUGCUCGUUCUGGGAAGCCCUUCUUUGAGUAUGUGAACGACGUGAGGCUCAAAUAUGGCUCAAUCUUCACCCUCAAGAUGGGGACGAGGACCAUGAUCAUCCUCACCGAUGCAAAGCUGGUCCACGAGGCCAUGAUUCAAAAGGGGGCAACAUAUGCCACGAGGCCUCCUGAGAACCCCACCAGAACCAUCUUUAGUGAGAACAAGUUCACCGUGAAUGCGGCAGUGUAUGGCCCUGUUUGGAAGUCACUCAGGAGGAACAUGGUGCAGAACAUGCUGAGCUCCACCAGGCUCAAGGAGUUUCGCACUGUGAGGGACAACGCAAUGGACAAGCUCAUCAACAGGCUGAAGGCUGAAGGGGAGAGCAACGGCGGGGUGGUUUGGGUGCUCAAAGAUGCCAGGUUUGCUGUGUUUUGCAUACUUGUGGCUAUGUGUUUUGGUCUAGAGAUGGAUGAGAAAACAGUGGAGAGAAUAGACCAGGUUAUGAAGAAUGUUCUAAUCACAUUGGAUCCCAGAAUCGAUGACUAUCUUCCAAUCCUUAGUCUCUUUUUCUCAAAGCAAAGGAAGAGAGCAUUGGAGGUGCGUAAAGAACAGGUUGAGUUUAUAGCCCCCAUCAUUGAGCAGAGAAGGAGGGCAAUCCAAAACCCAGGGUCAGAUCACACUGCGACAACAUUUUCCUACCUGGACACACUCUUUGAUCUGAAAAUUGAUGGGAAGAAAUCAGCACCCUCGGAUGCUGAAUUAGUGUCACUGUGCUCAGAGUUUCUGAAUGGAGGCACGGACACAACAGCCACAGCGGUUGAGUGGGGCAUAGCACAGCUCAUAGCGAAUCCUGAGGUUCAGACAAAGCUGUAUGAAGAAAUUAAGAGGACGGUGGGAGAAAAGAAGGUGGAUGAAAAGGACGUUGAGAAAAUGCCUUACCUACAUGCUGUGGUGAAGGAACUCCUAAGGAAGCACCCUCCAACACACUUCGUGCUCACACAUGCUGUCACUGAGCCUACCACUCUGGGAGGGUAUGACAUACCCAUUGAUGCAAAUGUUGAGGUGUACACUCCAGCCAUUGGUGAGGACCCCAAAUAUUGGUCCAACCCUGAGAAAUUUGACCCUGACAGGUUCAUCUCUGGGGGAGAGGAAGCAGACAUAACUGGGGUAACUGGCGUGAAGAUGAUUCCAUUUGGGGUUGGGAGAAGGAUAUGCCCUGGCUUGGGAAUGGCCACAGUUCAUAUUCACCUCAUGAUGGCUAGGAUGGUGCAGGAGUUUGAGUGGGGUGCUUACCCUCCAGAGAAGAAGUUGGAUUUCAGUGGCAAGUGGGAGUUCACUGUGGUCAUGAAAGAAUCUCUAAGAGCAACCAUCAAACCGAGAGAAAAGCUGCAGUUGUAAAAUUUUGCUGCUUCUGGUUUUUACAGAUAACAUAAAACCUUUAUCAUCAUUAAUAUGAUUACUAUUAUAUGUAUACAUCAUCGUGUUUGUGGUUAAUUUGCAUACAACUGCAAGUUUAAUCUCAUCUCUAUUGUCUUAAUUGGUCUGGUUUGUUCAGAGAAAUUUGUUUUGGAGUUGUCACAAAAAUGGAUCUUUUAGUGGA
This is a messenger RNA of Vigna angularis (adzuki bean), 1923 nucleotides long. Its product is annotated as cytochrome P450 77A3. Gene Ontology annotation, cellular component: membrane. Gene Ontology annotation, molecular function: oxidoreductase activity, acting on paired donors, with incorporation or reduction of molecular oxygen, NAD(P)H as one donor, and incorporation of one atom of oxygen; iron ion binding; heme binding. The coding region runs from base 129 to 1721 and encodes 530 amino acids. The record is from RefSeq and is a predicted model, not a curated record. The transcript has a single exon. Lineage: Eukaryota; Viridiplantae; Streptophyta; Magnoliopsida; Fabales; Fabaceae.